This is a messenger RNA of Cucurbitaria berberidis CBS 394.84, 637 nucleotides long. RefSeq lists its product as uncharacterized. NCBI's taxonomy places the organism in Eukaryota, Fungi, Ascomycota, Dothideomycetes, Pleosporales, Cucurbitariaceae. The record is from RefSeq and is a predicted model, not a curated record. Bases 84 to 470 code for a protein of 128 amino acids. The transcript has a single exon.
CUUCGAUGGAGAAAGCGUGAGAUACUAGUCAAGCUCACGUCCUGUAGGUGAUCCUUGCAUUGCGCCCUUUCUGCUGCUUAUCAAUGGCGCACAGCAACACACAGCAGUGGUUCGCUAGCGCUAAGCCUCAAGUCGCAUACGAUUAUUCUCCGUCCCAUCAGGUAUUGUUCGUUAUCAUGUUGCUUGCCUCGGCCAUCGUGUGUGCCGCAGUCUUUACUCAUCUAUAUUCAUCCUCACGACAAUUACCCUGCACUUCGCCCAUUCCAUUCUCGUCCUGGCUGCUCGCGAGGCAUACUCCCUCUCGCAUUUUGCGAAGUUGGAAGGGGAAGGGUGCACUAAGGCCUCGUCAGGCAACGGGGCUGAGACACCAAGAAUACUACUUCUGCACAUUGUUGCGAACUUUGCGCAUUCACCGUGUUCUGUUGUGCCUAUACGCGUAUACUCUCCCCAACCUUCUGGCUUGUCAUUAAUCGCGACCAGCGAAACCCACUCGUUACGCGAAUAAUGGUGAGCGUUAUACUUUACAUCUAGCGUCAGCAAUCUUUGAACCACAUGUCAGCAGUCUAGGCGUAGAGCUAUAUCUCGUGCAACGCUCGCUGUACGCUAUAAACAUUGUAUUAUCCUCCUUGGACAAUUG